CAUAAGGGUGUUUGGUGGUCUUUCGGUUGGAGUGCAUCGUUCGGAGUGUUGUGCUUGUAGAACUUUCUAUUUUUGGUCGCCACCAAAACACGAAAAAGGCUCCGCAACAGUUUUCUUACGCAACACUAGUAUUACUUGUGGAAGGAUGAGUGGCGUGCGCUUGGUAUGGCGCUCGUCGUUGCUUCGUCAACGCUCCGUCCGGACGCUUCCGAACCUUGCCACCCGCACGUUCGCUUUUGGUAGUCGUGGAUCACGGGGACACGGCUGGUACAUAAAGUACCGUGAGGGACGUGGAGGAAGGCAUUUGCAGGGUGAAUACUUCGAUCGGGACAGUACCGAAGAACAGAUCGCGUGGAAUGCGUCCGUCAUGGAUUUGGGUUCCCAGACACUCUACAUGGACGUGGUGGUGGAACCCAAGACGGCGCAGUUUGAUUCUCCGAGAUACGUACCCGACUUGCAAACACUCCGAGGCGAAAAGCAUCGAUUGACGAUGCGAAUUGCCUCGACUGUUUUGGCACAAACGAGUCGGAACUUUGUUGAUCUGCUGACUCGCUACGUUGGAACCCGCUUUUACCGCAUCGAACCAGGCGUGGGACUCUUUGGCGGUGACGUCCUCACCAAUACGGGAAAGACGGGACAAGCCGCAAACGGCCUGCCGUUGACCAUCAACGUCGAGAAGGAUCCACUCGCGCUUUGGCACGUCCCGGGUACCAUUUCCAUGGUGGUCCCCCUGGUUGGGGACAUCGACAGUCGCUUCAUCUUGUGCACACAUUCAGCACCGCACAUGGACGGAAUUCAUCGGCCCUUUGGUACACUAACGGGCGAUUGUCUCUCUACCGUACAAGCUUGGGAAUCCAAAUUGUUGACCAAGAAGGGCGUCCCGUCGUCCUUUGAUCUUAUUGUCGUUGAAUGUGGACUCCUCGAGGACGAAGCGAAAACACCGGAACCAGCCAUCGCAUAAGCUUCCUACUAUACUAACUAUUUUUAGUUCAGAUUGAUUCGCUC
Molecule: messenger RNA, 1005 nt
Organism: Phaeodactylum tricornutum CCAP 1055/1
Lineage: Eukaryota; Bacillariophyta; Bacillariophyceae; Surirellales; Neidiaceae
Exons: 1
Coding region: 146-961 (271 amino acids)
Biological process (GO): protein peptidyl-prolyl isomerization
Molecular function (GO): peptidyl-prolyl cis-trans isomerase activity
Source: RefSeq, a predicted model, not a curated record